AUGCAGACGCAGGAAACACAGAUGGGCCACAUAUCGCAACCCAAGAUGCAAGCUUCCUCGAGCCGGAUUUUGUACGACAUUCCGUGCAAGGUGUGCCGCGAUCAUUCGUCCGGCAAACACUACGGGAUUUUCGCGUGCGAUGGAUGCGCCGGCUUCUUCAAGAGAUCGAUACGCCGCAAUCGACAAUACGUUUGCAAAGCUAAAUCCGAGGGUGGCUGCAUGGUCGACAAAACGCAUCGCAAUCAGUGCAGGGCCUGCCGACUCGCAAAGUGCAUUCAGGCUGGCAUGAACAAGGAUGCUGUCCAGCACGAACGAGGACCACGAAAUUCCACGCUGCGCAGGCAAAUGGCACUUUACUUCAAAGAGCCAGAAAUAAUGGCGCGCAUGGGACCACCCCCGGCCGGAGUUCUUGAUCUUGCGAUGCCCAAACCACCCAGCGAGCCGAGAGUCUCCGUGGCUGCUCCAACACCUCAUCACCCCAUUCCUCAUCCGGUUUACUGCAACAGUAUUGGCAUGACUAAGAUUGCAUCGAACGUGUCAGGAAUGCCGACGAUUCCGUUGAUGCAAACGAUAAGUGCGGAGUCCGUGUGCGAGCAGGCUGCACGUUUGUUAUUUUUGAACGUCCGUUGGGCCCGAGACUUGGCAGCUGGUACGGGUUUAGCGAUGGAGGAUCAAUUAACGUUGCUCGAGACGUCGUGGCGAGAAUUAUUUUUGUUGGCAGCCGCUCAGAUGUUGCCGAGUCUGGAUCCGUCGGCGCUCUUGCCACCGGGUCCGCAAGGUUUGCCACUAGCGAUUGAGGUAAAUCGUUUUCGCGAGACACUCACCGGUUUUCACUCGAUGAAUCUCGACCCCCACGAGUUCGCUUGUUUGCGAGCAAUCGUCUUGUUCAAAGCGGGCCUCGACUCGGAAGUCGUGCCGAGCAGUCGCAGCAGCAGCGGUUCCAUUUCCCCGAGCGGUCCGACGAAUCGUCUCCGAGAUCCGGUGUCCGUGGCCCGAUUACGUGACGGCGCGCAGUUGGCGCUCGGCCAAAGACUCAGCGGAGCUUCCUUCGGCGCUCUGAGAUUCGGCAAACUUUUGUUACUUCUGCCAACUCUGCGCUCCGUAUCGACUCACGCGAUCGAAGAAUUAUUCUUCAGGAGAACCAUCGGGGUCAUACCGAUCGAAAGAAUUAUUUGCGACAUGUACAAAUCUGCUUAAGGAUUUAAGAGUGAAAAAUACCUCGACGUAGCCCGACUGGAGGGACGGAGAAAGGCAAUUGAGGCCCGAAAGAAAUAGUUUUAUUUCACUUUUACUUUUGGAACAGACGGGAUCGAGAAAAUCUUUGUAAUAUCAAGUGCAAAAUUUCUUCAAAAAGCAUCAUUGCCAAUUCCAUAUUCUUUACGAAUGUACGACUCGUGUUCAAGCCCUCAAAAAAGAUCCUCGUUUUCUUUUUUCAACCAUCGAACGUCGACGGAUAUGCAAAAAGAGAAGAUUCAACAUUCCUCUCAACUGUGGACAAUCGAUAAAAAAAAAGCACAUCAGUUCCCCUGGCGCAACAACUCACAGGGAGCAAAAUCGAGACGCAGCCAGAGAAGAAAUAAUUGCAAUCGUAAAUUUACACUCACGUACCUCUAGAUUUAGCAUCGUUAGAAUUAGACAAAUAAAACUUGAUACCUUCGAAAAUAGAAGCGUUAUCGAGAACUGUGAUGUUUAACAUAUCACGAAGCAUAAGAAGGUCGUACACGCCACGAGAGAUUGUGUUUGUUGGCCUUUCGUAAAAGUAUUCGAUAUUUUUCUAUUAAUAUAUAUAUAUAUAUAUAUACACACACAUAUAUAUAUGUAAAGAUAAAAUAUAUAUAAAUCAAAGAGGACGAUAUUUAAGCGAAAGUGUGCACGAGGUGCUCGCCAAUGCAAUAUAAACGAUAUAUUAGAGACAUUUUAAGAGAUCGUUCGAAGCUCUUUCAUAAAAUAAAUAAAAACUACGGUCGUCGAUGUUCUUUUCGAUCAGGUCAAAACGCCAUUCGAAAACACAAGCGCUAGAAAUCUGUGCCACUUGGAUGUUUCAUCGAAUACGCUACGAUAUACGAUGUAAAUAUGUGAAUAACGUUAAAACUAAAAUAAGGUUUUGGUUUAAGUCAUUAGAUCAUCAUUAUUACUAUUAUUUUAUUUUAUUAUUUUAUUAUUAAUAUUAUUAUUUUGUCAUUAUUAUAACGAAUAUUAUCACUAUCAGA
This is a messenger RNA of Venturia canescens, 2210 nucleotides long. RefSeq names its product nuclear receptor subfamily 2 group E member tailless (gene tll). Gene Ontology annotation, biological process: anatomical structure development; cell differentiation; positive regulation of transcription by RNA polymerase II. Gene Ontology annotation, molecular function: nuclear receptor activity; RNA polymerase II cis-regulatory region sequence-specific DNA binding; zinc ion binding. Bases 1 to 1197 code for a protein of 398 amino acids. Lineage: Eukaryota; Metazoa; Arthropoda; Insecta; Hymenoptera; Ichneumonidae. The record is from RefSeq and is a predicted model, not a curated record. The transcript has 4 exons.